Fomitopsis serialis is the source of this 915-nucleotide messenger RNA. RefSeq lists its product as uncharacterized. The transcript is spliced from 7 exons. The record is from RefSeq and is a predicted model, not a curated record. Bases 1 to 513 code for a protein of 170 amino acids. Lineage: Eukaryota; Fungi; Basidiomycota; Agaricomycetes; Polyporales; Fomitopsidaceae.
AUGUCGACAGGAGCGCUCCCAUACUACCUCGAGGACCGUUCGGGCUCGUACGCGGGCUCCGACUUCGACGACAUCUACGAUCGUCUCUUCCUUCGUGUCGCCCUCAUGAUAUACAACGUCGGUCGUCGGUCGUCGAACCAACGAGAUUACCGACCAUUACAGCGUGAACCCUCUGUCGCCCUCGAGUUCGGGCCCAGCGGAACGCUGGACAGAUCUCUUUCAUGGGCACGUCUAAGGUCUCACUGUUUGGAGGGUGAAUCGCUCAUUCGAAAGUUCCGAGCUUCAAAUGGCGAGGAGUACAAAUGGACGUACAAGACCGAGUCGGACCAUCAGUGGUCGUGCACUGACUCAGCCAACUAUGUUGUGGCUCAUUACAACCUGAAGCCUCCAAACAAGCCAGCGUUCCGGACGUCUGGCAACAUGUUGACUAUCAACGAGACGCACGCGAGCCUAGCUAUCGAGCUUCUGGCGUCAUUGACCAUCAUGCGUCACGUCGCUGCUUACCAUCUAUGAUGCCUGACCAAAACUCGCAUAUAUCGAAAGCGCGACUCGUUGAGCAUCACCCAUCGCAGCUUUGAGGUAUUGCCGCAGUGACCUCGGGCCAAGGAAAUGAAGUACGAUACCAGACUGCGAGAUAAUACUGAAAGGACACUUACCGUAGCGCGAGAGCUAAAGUAAUCUGGCCUCAGAGCCGGUAUGCAUUGUACAGUAGCAGCAGCAUGACUGGACCAACCUUGUAUGUGUACUAUCACGACUUAUCUGCACGCGUAUUUGCCAUAAGCCCCCGAUGGCGUGUAGUGUGGCAAAGUACUUAUCUUUUAACUUCCGCAAACGUCUUGUCGACGAUCCGGUGUGCAUUGCAGUCAUUUGCGGGCAUGCGAUGACAGCUUCUCCAGCACGAAGUACUUACCUUCU